Molecule: messenger RNA, 296 nt
Organism: Schistosoma margrebowiei
Lineage: Eukaryota; Metazoa; Platyhelminthes; Trematoda; Strigeidida; Schistosomatidae
Source: the annotation of a GenBank genome assembly
AUGAAAUCUUCCAUAACUUGUUUUCUAUACUUAUUGUUUAUUGUAGUUAAUUAUAUUUCUAAAUGUCAUUCCAUAAUCCCUAAAGCUUAUGAACAUCAUAAGACAGGAAUUUAUCAUAAUCUUAUUGAAGUGUUGACGUACAAUCAUUCAUACAAAAGCUGUUAUAUUUUAACGGAAGCAUUAAAACGUUUUGAAGAACGUCUCACAUUAAUAAAACAAUAUCCUAAAGUUCCUAUUUGUUUAUCAAAUUCUACAAUCGAUACCAUCAAAUUAUCAGUCACUAGGGGAUGUAACGA